Colletotrichum navitas is the source of this 509-nucleotide messenger RNA. RefSeq lists its product as uncharacterized. The coding region runs from base 111 to 404 and encodes 97 amino acids. NCBI's taxonomy places the organism in Eukaryota, Fungi, Ascomycota, Sordariomycetes, Glomerellales, Glomerellaceae. The transcript is spliced from 3 exons. The record is from RefSeq and is a predicted model, not a curated record.
ACUUGACAACAUCCUUUAAAGUAUUUCUUUAUACUACACAUAUUUCUUCUUCACUAUCUCCUCUCCUACUAUCCUCUUAACCAAUUCUCUCAGUACUCUAUUCUACCAAAAUGAAGAUCACUGCCUUUGUAGCACUUAUCUCCCUCAUCUCUCAGGGUGCUCUUACAGUUGCAGCCCCUCAACAGUCUGUUGAAAGGUCCUUAGAGCGAAGAAACAGAUGGGAAUGCAGAUGCACAAGUAAUGGAGGCAUGCACGACGUUCAAGAUACUGAAGACACAUGCGCAUUAAGAGGUAUUAAGGGAACGUGGUUUAAACAGAACAAGAUGUGCUAUCUUGAUACAGCGGAGCAAGUGAGAAAUUUUCAAAGCCGUUGUAACUACAGGAGUGCAUGCCGGUUUGUUUAGCGAUGUUGAAAUAUUAAGACAGGGGAUUAGCAUCGCCAAGGGGAUAAGAGGCCAAGAAUUACAGCCGGAUUCCUAGACCUAGCAUAUUCAUCAUUAUACAGAAGC